Messenger RNA from Penicillium daleae, 213 nucleotides. RefSeq lists its product as uncharacterized. The transcript has a single exon. Bases 1 to 213 code for a protein of 70 amino acids. NCBI's taxonomy places the organism in Eukaryota, Fungi, Ascomycota, Eurotiomycetes, Eurotiales, Aspergillaceae. The record is from RefSeq and is a predicted model, not a curated record.
AUGGCAGGUGGCUGGACCCAAGCCUCGGACGCACAGAAUAAUGCUUCGGACUGGGGUGUCCUCUGGACCCCGGAUCGACCGGACGGUGGAGCGAAAGCUGGGUGGAGCUGUGGUGGCGACCAGUCAGGCUUCAGCAGCAACAAAUCAAAGAGAGGAGUGGGAUUGAGAGGGAGUAAGAAAGAGGAGGAGGGACCAACCCGCCUGAACUUCUGA